CACACAGUGAAAUAUGAUCGGCGCUCUUUCGACUGCAGUUGAACCUAACUCUUCUCCAGUUCAGGGAUGAUCCGUGAGGAGAAAGGAAGAGGUUUUCAGUGGACUACUUUCCGUAGUUGUCAUUCUGCCCAGAGAACAGAAAAGUUGCAGCUUUAGCAGCCGACUGCCACAUCACACGCUACCUUCGUGCCCUUUUGGCUUCUGCUCUCAAACAUGCAUUUGGGUUACGGGAUUUAUGUGUUGUUUCAUUUACUAACGCAUAGUUGUUGGUGCGCCCCGCAGCAGACUUGUCAGCCGGGAGACGUGUUAUUAGGAAGAUGCAGAAACGAUGUGUUUGAAGAAAAACCUACCUGUACAGCGCUGAAUCUGGGCUACUGUAAUGAUAUGGAAUAUUCUAGAACCAUGUUCCCGAACAUCCUUGGCCACAGGAGUCAUUCUGAGGCAGAGUCAGGGGCAGAGUACCUUCUCCUAAGUGUCAUCCAUGGCCUACUCCAGGGGGAGUGCUCCCCAGAGAUUCGUCUUGUAGGCUGCUCUGUACUCGCCUCACCUUGCAAGGAUAACAAGAUGAUUAAACCCUGCCGCAGUACUUGUGAAGCAUUGAGGAAGGACUGUUUCCAUGCCUUUGAAGCCAUUGAAAUGGCUUGGCCCUACUUCCUAGACUGUGAUCGCUUCUUUGCCAGUGACCAGGAGGGCUGCUUUGAUCCACUAGUUAGGCUGAAAGCCAGACAGGAGCUAGCAUUCUCUCCUGAAGAACCCACCACAAUAAUCCAGUUCACCUACACUUCCAACACCCAGAUGUACAGUUUAUUGAAGAGAACAGCUGCCAAGUGCUCCCAUGUGUCUAAUGUCUACAGUAUUGGACGCAGCACAGAAGGCAGGGAUCUAUUGGCUAUUGAAUUCUCUAACAACCCAGGACACCAUGAGCUAUUGGAGCCAGAGAUCAAGUUGGUGGGAAAUAUGCACGGCAAUGAAGUGCUGGGACGCCAACUGCUCAUCUACCUGGCCCAGUAUCUGUGUUCAGAAUACAUUCUGGGGAACCAUCGAAUUCAGACCCUUAUCAACACUACCCGCAUACACAUUCUGGCCUCCAUGAAUCCAGAUGGCUAUGAGCUGGCUGCCUCAGAGGUAGAAGAUAACAAUGACCCGGAGAUCAGCAACCAGGAAGGUCACUUGUUGAAUAGUUGGACAAAUGGAAGGACCAAUGCCCAGAAUAUUGACCUCAACCGCAAUUUUCCAGACCUCACCUCCAUUUUGUACCGGAACCGCCGCAGCAGGCAUUACCGCACUGACCAUAUCCCAAUUCCUGAUGCAUACUGGUUUGGCAAGGUGGCACCGGAGACCCAUGCAGUUAUGAAAUGGAUUCGGUCACUGCCUUUCGUUCAGUCUGCCAGCCUUCAUGGUGGGGAGCUGGUUGUCUCUUAUCCCUUUGACUUCUCAAGACACCUACAUGAGGAGAGAAUGUUCUCCCCCACUCCAGAUGAGCAGGUCUUUAAGCAGCUGGCUCGUACCUACGCAGAUGCCCAUGCUACCAUGUCAAACAACGACACUGAGAGGUGUGGAGCCUCUUUUUACCGAAAUAGGGGCAUCAUCAAUGGGGCAUUGUGGUAUAGUUUUGCUGGUGGUAUGUCAGACUUCAACUACUUGCACACAAAUUGUCUAGAGGUCACCGUGGAGCUCGGCUGUGAAAAAUUCCCCUCAGAGGCAGAGCUUUACCCAGAAUGGAAAAGAAAUAAGGAAGCUCUGCUCAGUUUUCUGGAGUCUGUCCAUCGGGGGAUAAAAGGUGUAGUUAAGGACACUGGAGGAAAUGGAAUAAAAGGUGCCACUAUCUCUGUCAGGGGGAUUAGGAAAGAUGUAACCACAGCCGAAGAUGGAGACUACUGGCGGCUGCUGAACCCUGGUACUCACAUCCUGACGGCCACAGCUAAAGGUUAUUCCAGGGUCAGCAAGAGGGUUCAUCUGCCUCAAAACAUGAACAGGGCUGGACGUGUUGACUUUGUCUUGGAGAAGGUACCUGUGGAUCCUGAUUUUGGCCACCACUUCUUCCCGACAUUAGAUACAUGGGAUCGAUUUGACCCAUAUAACCAGUUUGAACGCUACGGCGAACAAGAUGUGGAGGGGGGGAUAGAGCGGCAGGAGAAACCAUGGUGGUGGAGCUACUUCUCCCAGUCAGGAAUUUCACCCCCACACUGGUUGCUGCGAAAUGUCUAGAUGCUUUACAGCACAUAAAGACACCAGCAUACCAUGAGGAGAAUGGUGAUGGGAAAGUCCACCUACAGUUCCGCUUGAGCUUUCAUAGAUUUCUAGGCAACAAGAGCUAUGGCACUGAAAUUACUGUAACUGAAUUAGGCUUUAGAGCUUCCUGGAAUGAUAUGAAUCAACUUUGGUCAGACCAGGCUAAAAGUAAUAAUUUUGUCCUGUGUGUGGUAUUUUGACCAAAAGUCCUAUGCAGCUGUAUUUAAAAAAUAACCACUUGGAUGUAAAUGAGUUAUAUAUGCAUCAAAUAUUUACCUUGCUUAAGACAUUCACAGUCAAAAAUCACGCCAUGGAUUUAUGUGAAUGUUGGGAUUACAGAUUACAAUUACUUUAGAUACAAUUUUUGAUGCAAAUGUUGCUUGGAUAAAUAAUGAAUUUAGAUUUUUAUCGUCCAAUUGUUUGUUAUGUGUACAUGUAAAAUGAUGUUACAGGUCCUAUAAAUGGCAAAUAACAACUGUUCAUUUAAUACAUACAAAACCUGUUACAACAUCUAACAUUUAGUACCACAUUAAAUAAUGUUUAUUGAGGCUCUACUAGGACCAUUUACAAUAGAAAUGUUUGCAAUGUUUUUUUCACAAGUAUACAAAUGUAUUCCUUUGCUUUUUUGCACAUGUGUAUGAAGUUAAAAUUAAAGUUGAUAAUGAUUGGGCACCUAGUUGGUCAUAAGAAUUUGGAUGUUUGACAAAUUUAUUUGACACAAACAGAUCUCACUAUUUUUGUUAUUAAUUUGCCAGUUUAUUCAUGUAAUUGGGACAUGCUAAUGCUCUGUUGAGGUAUAUAAAUCUACUCUUUGAGAUUUACGUUGAAGACUUGUGGAAAACUACACUGUAAACCCAAACCAAAUUAUAAUUUGCUUGUUACUUAUUUUUUAAACCUCUUCUAUUUACAGGACUGUUAGCGUAGCCAUGCAGUAGCCUGCAGUUGGCUGAACUUGCAUCAAACGAAGUUGUAUUGAGUUAUCAGUGUAACCCCUACUGUCUUUUGCGUUUACCUUUCCCCUCUCCUCUCUUCCAAACCCUUCCACAGCAAAACCGAAAAAUGUUUGAUAUACAUAGUUUUUAAAUUGAGAGUAAAAAUAUAGUCAUUUCAGCAUUUGUAGAGUCUAAUUUUACUACAUGAUGGUUAUUCUUAAAUAGGGAUGACCCCAUAUAGUCGACUCUUCAAUGAUUCCUUCAAAAGAGCCUUAGUCGACAGCCAAUCUCUCAGUCAAACGUGUUUAUGAAACACGGAUCCUUCCAUUGCAGCUAUAUGGGGGUGUUUAAUGUCUAAUUUUACAUAGGUUUGCCUGUCUUAUCCAAAUAAAUCAUGACUCAUAGCCCAA
Labrus bergylta (ballan wrasse) is the source of this 3574-nucleotide messenger RNA. RefSeq names its product carboxypeptidase Z. Gene Ontology annotation, biological process: protein processing; peptide metabolic process. NCBI's taxonomy places the organism in Eukaryota, Metazoa, Chordata, Actinopteri, Labriformes, Labridae. Gene Ontology annotation, molecular function: protein binding; zinc ion binding; metallocarboxypeptidase activity. The record is from RefSeq and is a predicted model, not a curated record.